CGUUUGAAGUGACUAAUUUCUGUCAUAUGACUGAGGCGCCCAUGGGGGUGGCGAGGCGGCUCUAGGAGCGGGGGCCUAGCGAGCGCCCAGCGGAGCGACCCCGGCCUGGCCGUGGCCAGCAUGGCCCCUACGUUGUUCCAGAAGCUCUUCAGCAAGAGGAGCGGGCUGGGCGCGCCGGGCCGAGACGCCCGGGACCCGGAUUGCGCGUUCAGUUGGCCUUUGCCAGAGUUUGACCCAAGCCAGAUUCGACUGAUUGUGUACCAAGACUGUGAAAGACGAGGGAGAAAUGUUUUGUUUGACUCCAGUGUUAAGAGAAAGAAUGAGGAUAUAUCGGUAUCGAAACUCUGUAGUGAUGCUCAAGUUAAAGUCUUUGGGAAGUGUUGCCAGCUGAAACCUGGAGGAGACAGUUCUUCCUCUUUGGAUAGUUCUGUGACUUUAUCUUCUGAUGUCAAAGACCAGUGUCCUAAGUACCAGGGUUCUCGGUGCUCUUCUGAUGCUAACAUGCUUGGAGAGAUGAUGUUUGGCUCAGUAGCAAUGAGCUACAAAGGGUCUACCUUAAAAAUUCAUCAGAUCCGUUCCCCUCCACAGCUGAUGCUCAGUAAGGUUUUUACUGCUCGCACUGGCAGCAGUAUCUGUGGAAGUCUCAAUACGCUGCAAGACAGUCUUGAAUUCAUCAAUCAGGACAAUAAUACAUUAAAGGCUGAUAAUAACACAGUUAUUAAUGGACUACUAGGAAAUAUAGGUCUUUCACAGUUCUGCAGCCCCAGGCGGGCAUUCUCUGAGCAGGGUCCGCUCCGACUGAUCAGGAGCGCCUCUUUCUUUGCAGUUCACAGCAACCCAAUGGACAUGCCUGGAAGAGAGCUGAAUGAGGACAGAGACAGUGGCAUAGCACGCUCUGCAUCUCUCAGCAGCUUGCUUAUCACUCCAUUUCCCUCUCCAAACUCCUCCCUUACUCGGAGUUGUGCUAGCAGCUACCAGCGACGUUGGCGCCGCAGCCAAACAACAAGUUUGGAAAAUGGGGUAUUUCCUAGAUGGUCUAUAGAAGAAAGUUUUAAUCUGUCAGAUGAAAGCUGUGGCCCCAACCCAGGAAUUGUGAGGAAAAAGAAAAUUGCAAUUGGGGUAAUCUUUUCACUGUCCAAAGAUGAAGAUGAAAAUAACAAAUUUAAUGAAUUCUUUUUUUCACAUUUUCCUCUGUUUGAGAGCCACAUGAACAAAUUAAAGAGUGCAAUAGAACAGGCUAUGAAAAUGAGUCGCAGAUCAGCUGAUGCAAGUCAGAGGAGUUUGGCAUAUAAUCGAAUAGUUGAUGCCCUAAAUGAAUUCAGAACAACAAUUUGUAAUCUUUACACAAUGCCACGGAUUGGAGAGCCUGUCUGGCUUACAAUGAUGUCGGGAACGCCAGAAAAGAACCAGCUUUGCCAUCGUUUCAUGAAGGAAUUCACUUUUCUGAUGGAAAAUGCUUCUAAAAAUCAAUUCUUGCCAGCUCUCAUUACUGCAGUUCUGACCAAUCAUCUUGCCUGGGUGCCAACAGUCAUGCCAAAUGGACAACCACCUAUAAAAAUAUUUUUAGAGAAACAUUCCUCUCAGAGUGUGGACAUGUUGGCAAAGACUCAUCCAUAUAACCCACUUUGGGCUCAACUGGGAGACUUGUAUGGCGCUAUUGGCUCUCCUGUGCGGUUAGCGAGGACUGUGGUAGUUGGCAAACGGCAAGACAUGGUCCAGAGGCUGCUUUAUUUUCUUACAUACUUUAUAAGAUGCUCUGAACUUCAAGAAACCCAUCUUUUAGAAAAUGGAGAAGAUGAAGCCAUUGUUAUGCCAGGCACAGUAAUCACUACCACCCUAGAAAAAGGUGAAAUAGAAGAAUCAGAGUAUGUGCUUAUCACAAUGCAUAGAAACAAAAGUAGUUUGCUCUUUAAAGAGUCAGAAGAAACAAGAACUCCUAACUGUGGCUGUAAGUAUUGCACUCGUCCACUUGUUGGGCAAAACGCAGAGAGUGCUUCACGACAGGACGGAGAAGAUAUCCAGAACAGCUCUACAGAGCUACUGGGAAUUUCAGAUGAAUGCCGAAUGGUUUGUCCUCCUGACUGCCAAGAAGAAAAUGUUGUUGAUGUUAAACAGUGCAGAGAUAAAUUAAGAACUUGCCUUGACACCAAGUUAGAAACAGUUGUUUGCACAGGAUCUGCUCCAGUAGACAAAUGUGCAUUGUCAGAAGCAGGCCUAGAGCCAACAGAGGAAACAUGGCACAGUGAGGAACUGCUGAAUUCAGAUCAUCACACAGAUAAAGCAUUGAGAUCUACAGGAGUGGUUGUGGAAAAAAAACCUCCAGAUAAGAUUGUACCUGCUGUAUUUUCUUGUGAGGCAGCCCAGACAAAGGUUACUUUUCUGAUUGGGGAUUCUAUGUCACCUGAUUCGGACACUGAACUCCGGAGUCAGGCAGUGGUGGAUCAAAUUACCAGGCAUCACACCAAACCACUGAAGGAAGAAAGAGGGGCAAUUGAUCAACAUAAAGAAACUAAACAAACAACUAAGGACCAAUCUGGAGAGUCUAAUAGACAGAACUUGAUUUCUGGAGAGCCCUGUGAACUCCCCUGUUGGAGUCAUUCAGACUCUGAAAACAUGAGCUUAUUUGAUGAAUAUUUUAAUGAUGAUUCAAUUGAAACCAGGACUAUUGAUGAUGUUCUAGAUAAAACAAAUGCAGACAGUAAAGAACACUGCUGUGUGUUGGAGUUUUCAAAAAUGUUGUGUACAAAAAACAGCAAACAAAGCAAUGAAUUUUGUAAAUGUGUAGAGGCAGUUCACCAGGAUUCAUGUAAAACCUGCUUUCCUCAGCAGGACCAAAGAAAUACACUCUCCAUUCUUGUCCCCCAUGGGGAUAAAGAGAGUUCAGAGAAAAAAAUUGCUGUAGGAACUGAAUGGGACAUUCCAAGAAAUGAAAGUUCAGACAGUGCCCUUGGUGAUAGUGAAAGCGAAGAUGCAGGUCAUGAUAUGACUAGACCAGUCAGUAGUUACUAUGCAGGAGAGCAAGAAGACUGGGCAGAAGAGGAUGAGAUACCAUUUCCUGGGUCAAAAUUAAUUGAAGUGAGUUCUGUUCAGCCCAACAUUGCCAACUUUGGGAGGUCCCUGCUGGCUGGCUACUGCUCAUCUUAUGUGCCUGACUUUGUUCUUCAAGGAAUUGGGAGUGAUGAGAGGCUCCGGCAGUGUCUAAUGUCAGACUUGUCUCAUGCUGUGCAGCAUCCAGUGUUGGAUGAACCAAUAGCAGAAGCUGUCUGUAUUAUAGCUGAUAUGGAUAAAUGGACCGUUCAGGUGGCCAGUAGCCAGAGAAGAGUAACAGAUAAUAAACUGGGGAAGGAAGUAUUGGUUUCCAGUCUUGUUUCCAACCUGCUUCAUUCCACUCUUCAGCUUUAUAAGCAUAACUUAUCUCCAAAUUUUUGUGUAAUGCAUCUUGAAGACCGGUUGCAGGAGUUAUACUUCAAGAGCAAAAUGCUGUCUGAAUAUCUGAGGGGGCAGAUGCGUGUCCAUGUCAAGGAGUUGGGAGUAGUUCUUGGGAUUGAAUCCAGUGAUCUUCCUCUCCUGGCUGCUGUAGCAAGCACUCACUCUCCUUAUGUUGCUCAGAUACUCCUUUAACAUGCGUAAAGGUUAACUUUGGUGGAAAGAUAAGUAGAAUCCAAGGAGGCAGACACAAAAUGUAUUUGUGUGGAUUUGUUCCUGUUACACUUUCGUCUGGAUGAACAGUCACCUGGGUAUUAGGUGUUUCAUUGCUUAUCCGUGUACAUUGGAUGGUUCUUUUUAAUGGGACUUGGGGUUGGUGGGAGAUUUUUAACCAAGUGAAACUAAAGUAGCAUAAAUAAUUUUGGGGCAAAGCACUUGAAAAAGCCAAAGUGUAACAUAGAAAUUUCUACAAAAUGUAUAGCAUCAAGGGAUUUCGUAUGAUCACUAUGAUGUCCCAGUUCAUAAAUAUCAACAGAUAUCUCAUGAUUAACUGGCUCAGAAAUUUUCAAUAGUUUUAAAUUUUUUAUUUGUAAGGUACAGAAAUCUAUAAAACCUUGAUUAUUUAUUUUGUUUUAUAAUUCAAAGCAGUUAAUUUCUGGUUGUUUCUGAAAGUAAGUUAAACAGCCUAUUAUAACAAACUCAGAAUAAUUAGUGUAAAUGUGCGUUAUGUUAUCCACCUAAGUGUACAUAUGUAUCUAUUUUUUUAAAAAGAAGAAAUAGAAAUACAUGAUUGGUAAAAUAUGCCUUUUUAAAAAAUGUUUUCAAUCAGUAUUAUUGUAAUGUUUAAAUGUUACUAUCUGAUGAUUUUUCUGUUUCACACACUCUAUAAGUCAAACCAAUCUUUUAUAAGGCUGUAGAAGGUAGAUUCCCAAAAUACUACUACUUUAUACUGUUUGUGAGCUAAUUCUUAUUAAUACUUACAUAUUCACUAAUUUAAUAACUGAAAAUUAGGAUUAAAAAUUGCUCCAUAGCAUUGGAAGAAAUAAUAAUAUUUUCUUUAAAAAGUGCUCAGGAAGCCAAGGCCCUUUUUUCAGUAUCAGCCCUUCUUGAACCCACAGGAGCCAAAUAUUUGUUUGAGUGCUCAAUUAUAUUCAAUUUACACUAACAGAACUCAUGACUCUUAAAAUUUUUCUUUAAGAGCCCCUGUCUUCCAGAAGCUGGUUUCUUUCAUAGAUUUCCAUUUUUCAAUUGCUGUCUCUGUAUACUAUAGAUUAUUGCUUGUAAGAAAGGCUAAUAUGGAACCAAACUUGUGUAAGUAAUGUAAAUAGAAAGAUGGGUAGGUAAAGUUUUCAAUAUGCUCUACUACCUCAGUUUACUUGAAUACUACAUUGUAGUUUGUUCUUUGCUUUUCUGGUCUAAGAUAGUUUCACUGCUAGAAGUAAAGUUGGUUUCUGCUUUCAUUUACUGUUAUUUUCAUAACUGAUUAAGAAAUCUACUUCCUUAUUUAGUUACUUAAAUACAUUUACUGUAUAACACACCGAUUCUUGCUAUUUAAAUUUUUAGUAAUUAAUGGACAAUUUCUGUGAUGUCUUUAGUAUUUGACCUUGAUUUUAUAGCAUUGGGUCACAUUUUUGCCCUCUCCAUGGGUAUUCAAGAGAUCUCCAAGUACACAAAGAAAGUGUUGAUGUAAUGAAAUGUAAACCUGAAGUCGGUGUGCCUGCAGUGUUUUUGAUCUGUUUCCUAUUAGCUUGUCCCAGUUAGUACCUGAGUCUCCCAUGGAUGACUUAGAGCCAAAGUGUGUUUAUAGAUAUUUUUUCUUUGGCUUAAUUUAGUUAUUCAUUAACAGAAUUCUUCUGUAACCUGUUUUUAGAAUUUUGUGAGUCAGUUGCUGGCCGAAUUCAGGAUACAGAAAAAUCCAUAUGUCCAUUAAAUACUAUUUUUUGAUUGUAGCUCAGUAUAAUAUGUAGCAGCUAGAUAAUGUCUAUUUCUGGGUAUUUUCUUAACCAUGAAACUAUUCUCAGUCCUAUUUGUUUGAAAUGUCUAAUAAAUGACCACUUAGGAAUUCUAGUCUUGGUAAGUGGAUGGCUCAUGCUAUUGAUACUCUUAAAAAUAAGCUUUGCAGGGGAGGAAAAAGUGUAUAGUUUCUUCAAGAAUCAUUAAUCCUUAUAGGAUUCCUAAGUUUUAUAAUUCCUAACCCUUCUGUAAUUUCUGGUACCUUCCUCAUAGUCAUUUUUUCCUUAUACAAAGCCCAAGGAGUGAGCUGCUGCUUCUUUAAUAUAUAGUCGUUAUGAUGAGUGUGAGAAGAAUUUUGACCCAUAUGAAAUAAUUUUUUCAUUUUCUUAUGGUACAGACAGAUAUGGGUUACAUAUCAAAAAAAAUCCUGUUUUGUUACAACGGGGUAUGAAAAAGGGAUCUUUUACAUUUUAGAAUUAAAACUAAUUUUUCCUUGUAUAUAAACUAAUUGGUUUGCUUUUAAAUAUUCCUGACAUUUAUUAAUAUGUCUUAACUUUGAGUUUGAAAAUGUUAAGUGCAAUAAACAUACUAGUACUGAUUUCAUUUUGUUGCAGUUGGCAUAUUCUGGGGAUGAUUACUAAAAAAACCAAUUUUACAUAAUGCCUACUUUUGGAAUAUGUCUUAUGAAAAUGUUCUGCUUUCUCUAAGUUAUUUAGAUGGUGGAUAUGUAAAAUGUACAUAUUUGUUCCUUGUUCUGAAUACAUUUCUCAAAUGUAUACCUGUAUUAUAAUAACCUCCCAGUUCUGGGGGGAAAUUUGUGCAAUAAAUAUACAUGUCAAUUUGA
Oryctolagus cuniculus (rabbit) is the source of this 6223-nucleotide messenger RNA. It is a transcript of the gene FNIP1, whose product is annotated as folliculin interacting protein 1. NCBI's taxonomy places the organism in Eukaryota, Metazoa, Chordata, Mammalia, Lagomorpha, Leporidae. The record is from RefSeq and is a predicted model, not a curated record. Gene Ontology annotation, cellular component: cytoplasm. Gene Ontology annotation, molecular function: ATPase inhibitor activity; protein-folding chaperone binding.